AUGUUAAGUUCAAGAUAUAAAACCUUCCCUGCCGUCAUCUUACUAUUCCUGUGUUUUGUACACUUGUGUUACUCCAGUGACACAGCAUCAUUGAUUGCUCUUAGACAGCUGCUUCUCCAACGAAAAGAUGUUAUAUCCCCCUGGUUUGGUUCAGCGAUAUCUCCAUGUAACUGGAAUGGCAUAAGGUGUAACGGUUCUGCAGUGCACCAAAUAUCUCUAUCAUGUCCAUCAUCACCCCUAAGUCUUCCAUUCCCUGUGAUUCUAAGUGAAUUCAGAUCAUUAAAGCAUCUCAAUGUCAGCCAUUGUAGCUUCUAUGGCCAUAUUUCGUCAGAUUUUUGGACUUUAAGAGACUUGGAGACACUUGACCUUAGUUAUAACUUCUUGUCAGGGGUAAUCCCUCCAACAAUUUCGAGUCUGGAGAAGCUCAGAGUUCUUGUUCUUGAUAGCAAUAGCUUUUUAGGAACUUUACCACCUUCAAUCGGGCAGCUCAGGGACCUUACUGAAUUCUCAGUUCAUUCAAACUCACUCUCGGGAAGGCUUCCAGUAGAGCUCGGGAACCUACAGAAGUUACAGUCACUUGAUCUCAGUCAAAAUCUCUUCUCUGGAGAUCUUCCUUCCAGCUUAGGUAAUCUUUCCAAGCUGUUAUACUUGGAUGCUAGUCAAAAUCAAUUUACAGGACGGCUAUCUCCUGAAAUUGGAAAUUUGAAGAUGCUUUUGAAUCUUGAUCUAUCUAUGAACUCCCUCAAUGGUGCUAUCCCGGAAACAAUUGGCACUCUUACGAAUCUUACACUUCUUAACCUGCAGAGCUGCAAGUUUACAGGAAACAUCCCUACUCAGAUUUCAAAGAUGAGUAGCUUAACCGCAUUGAACAUAGCACAGAAUAAUUUCGAUGGAGGUUUGCCUUCUACGUUUGGUGAGCUGAAAAACCUCGCCUACUUUGUUGCCUAUGGUGCAGGACUUGGGGGAACAAUACCUGCAACAAUGGGAAACUGCAAGAAGCUGAGGAUACUAAAUCUAUCCUUCAACACAUUAUCUGGCCCGUUACCCGAUAGUCUUGCUGAGCUUGAAUCAAUAAACUCGUUUGCUCUAAACUCAAACCGCCUAUCUGGUCCAUUGCCACAAUGGCUUUCCAACUGGAAACAUGUAGAAUCCAUAAUGUUGUCAAAUAACCAAUUUACUGGACCUCUGCCACCACUUAACCUUCCAUCCCUUACCUUUAUCAAUCUCAGUUCCAACAAGCUUUCUGGCGAGUUGCCAGCAGGAGUUUGUCAAGGAAAUGAUGUGGGCAUGCUGUGGUUAUCUGAUAAUGACUUCACUGGUACCAUAGACAACACGUUUCGGAAUUGCUCGGUCCUUACAGAUCUGGUGUUAUCUGGAAACAAACUCUAUGGUGAGUUACCUGCUUAUCUGGGAGAACUUCAACUAGUCACAUUGGAACUAUCAAAGAACCGAUUCUCUGGAACUAUCCCUACUCAGUUGUGGAAAUCAAAAACCCUGAUGGAGAUAUCACUAAGUGGUAACUUGCUUCAAGGUCACAUUCCAGCUGAAAUUGCUAAUGCUGUUGCACUUCAGAGACUGCAAUUGGAUUAUAAUCUCUUUGAAGGAAAUAUCCCAAGCUCCAUUGGUGAACUAAAAAAUCUUACCACUUUGUCUCUGCUUGGUAACAAAUUGACUGGCAAUAUCCCAUUGGAGCUUUUUAACUGCAAGAAUCUGGUUUCUCUAAACCUUGGUUCAAACAAGCUAACAGGUCGAAUACCAAAGUCCAUUUCUCAGUUGGAAUUGCUCGAUAACCUCGUUCUGUCCAACAAUCAACUCUCUGGUCCUAUUCCAAAUGAAAUCUGCUCAGGGUUUCAGAAGGUUCCUAUACCGGAUUCAGAGUUUGUCCAGCACUAUGGCAUGCUUGAUUUGUCCAACAACCAGCUAUCCGGGACCAUUCCCACUUCAAUCGGGAACUGCAUCAUUGUCACACAUCUAAUACUUUCAAAAAACCAACUUGAUGGACCCAUUCCUGAUGAGAUAUCUGGAUUGUCCAACUUAACUUCACUUGAUAUGUCCUUUAAUCUUCUUACCGGGCCAAUUCUUCCUAAAUUCUUUUCCAUGAAAAAUCUUCAAGGUUUGAUACUUUCACAUAACCAAUUAAGUGGUUCAAUCCCUGAUAAUUCUGGUUCCAUGAUGAUGAGUUUAGUUAAAGUUGACUUAUCAAGUAACCGUUUCUCUGGCAUCUUGCCUUCAUCUAUAUUCAGUAUCAAGAGUCUACAAUACCUUGAUGUUAGCAUGAAUUCUUUUUCCGGAAAACUCUCAUUUGGCCUUAGCAGCACCACCCCUCUUUUUGCCCUAAAUGCUAGUAAUAACCUUUUUUCGGGUUCCCUUGAUGCCUCGAUUUCCAAUCUGACUUCUCUUUCCAUUUUAGAUGUUCACAACAACACAAUCAAUGGUAGUUUAUCUUCUCUCUCCAGCCUUGCUGAUUUGACUUAUCUUGACAUUUCCAGAAAUAAUUUUCAAGAGUCAUUCCCUUGCAGCAUAUGUGACAUGGAAGGGUUAUUAUUUUUUGGUUUCAAUGGCAACAGAUUCAGUGGCAAGGUUCCUGAAUCUUGCAAUAAACCCGUAUCAUGCUUCCCGGAUCUCCCAUAUCCUUCACAACAUGGAUACGCAUCAGAACAUACUUUAACGCAUGCUUCUAUUUGGGGCAUUUCACUUGGUGCCUCAUUUGUUUUUGUGGUCUUUUUCAUUGCCCUUAUGAGACGAAGGAUGUUAAAGCAGCAAGCCAUGAUUCUCGAGAGGGAAAAAGCAAAGAUUCUAAAAACAACUGAUACAAAUUCCACAUAUGAACUUUUAAGAAAACGACAGAAAGAGCCACUAAGCAUUAAUAUUGCAACAUUUGAGCAAUCUUUGUUAAGGUUGAACCCUGAGGAUAUAUUAUCUGCAACAGAGAAUUUUAGCAAGGCCUACAUCAUCGGUGAUGGUGGUUUUGGCACAGUUUAUAAAGCGUUACUACCACAUGGUCAAACUAUUGCUGUCAAAAGGCUCCAUGGUGGUCGAAUGCAUGGUGAACGUGAAUUCUUGGCAGAGAUGGAAACAAUUGGGAAAGUCAAGCAUGAGAACUUGGUGCCAUUGAUGGGAUACUGCGUCUUUGCAGAUGAGAGAUUCUUAAUAUACGAGUAUAUGCCAAAUGGCAGUCUUGAUGUGUGGUUGAGGAACCGAGCAGACGCGGUUGGAGCACUUGAUUGGCCAACCCGUUUCAAAAUCUGCCUGGGUUCAGCUCGUGGGCUAGCAUUUUUACAUCAUGGAUUUGUUCCCCAUAUCAUUCACCGAGACAUUAAAUCGAGCAAUAUCUUGUUGGACAGCAAGUUUGAGCCACGGGUCUCUGAUUUUGGGCUUGCUAGGAUAAUCAGUGCAUGUGAGAGCCAUGUGAGCACAAUUCUUGCAGGUACAUUUGGAUACAUCCCUCCAGAAUAUGGUCAGAAAAUGGUGGCAACUACAAAAGGGGAUGUUUAUAGUUUUGGCGUGGUGAUGUUAGAGCUGGUCACAGGAAGAGAACCAACAGGGCAGGCAGAUGCUGAGGGUGAGAAUCUUGUUGGAUGGGUGCGGUGGAUGGUUGCAAAUAGGAAGGAAUCCGAGGUACUUGACCCGUGUUUCUAUGGUUCAUGGAUGUGGAAGGAUCAAAUGUUAGGCGUUCUUGCUAUUGCACAAGCAUGCACAAAUGAUCAACCUAGAAAGCGGCCAACCAUGCUAGAUGUUGUGAAACUACUCAAGGAGCUUAAGACGGAAAUUAGAUACAUGGGAGUUGAUCAGUCCAAGCACAUCGUCUAGCUGGCUGGUGACCUUUUUAUAACCUAUUUAGUUUAUUUGGGUAACUAAUUUGGGUAGAUGACAUAUUCAGGUAGGCAUUGGUUUAUGAAAUUCUAACAUAAUUAUUGAUUUGUA
Erigeron canadensis is the source of this 3924-nucleotide messenger RNA. Its product is annotated as leucine-rich repeat receptor protein kinase MSP1-like. Gene Ontology annotation, biological process: protein phosphorylation. Bases 1 to 3810 code for a protein of 1269 amino acids. Lineage: Eukaryota; Viridiplantae; Streptophyta; Magnoliopsida; Asterales; Asteraceae. The record is from RefSeq and is a predicted model, not a curated record. Gene Ontology annotation, cellular component: plasma membrane. Gene Ontology annotation, molecular function: protein binding; protein kinase activity; ATP binding. The transcript has a single exon.